AGAAUUUAAGACGUUUGCUGAUGCCAAAAGUAGAUUUUGGACCGGCUGUCAUCGAUCAUGUGCUGCAUAAAUACAAACUGGAAAAUUGUGUGCUUGAGAAGAAAGAUAGUCCAUCUGAAGGUGAGAAAAAAGAGGAUAAUGUCCCCGCCGAAAUAGAGAAUCAGCAAGGUGAAAGCAAGGCCGGCAAAAAAUCAAAGAAGCAAAAGAAAAGAGGAGGGAAUCCAAUAAAUACACGAAAUUUCAAUAUAGAGACUGAUUUACCUACUCUUAUGCAAGCAAUUCAAGAAGCCAACGAGAUUUUUGUACAAGGACGCUCUUCUGUCCCAAAGGGUUAUAUUAUUCAAAAACGUGAAGAGAAACCUGCAACUGACGGUAGCGAAUCGAAAGAGGCCUUUUACCAAAAUAUUGAAUAUCAUCCAUUUUUGUUCGCACAGUUUGAAGGUCAACCAGUAGCUGAGUUUGACACUUUCAUGUUAGCUGUGGAUGAGUUUUACUCUACGAUGGAGGGGCAGAAAAUAGACCUGAAAACAUUACAGCAGGAGCGCGACGCUUUGAAAAAACUUUCAAAUGUUAAAAAAGAUCAUGCCAAGCGUCUUGAAAACCUUACAAAGUCGCAGGAAGUGGAUAAACAGAAGGCUGAGUUGAUUACAUGUAAUCAACAAUUAGUUGACCACGCAAUAUCAGCUGUUCAGUCAUUAAUUGCAUCGCAAAUGUCAUGGUCCGAUAUAGAUAAAGUUGUUAAGGAAGCUCAGGCUGAUGACGAUCCUGUGGCUGGUGUGAUUAAGCAACUGAAAUUGGAAACUAAUCAUAUAUCUUUACGGCUCUCAGAUCCAUAUAAAAACUUUGAGGAAGAUUCUGAUGAUCGCGAAACUAAUAGCGAUGAUUCCGAUGGUUUGCCAACACUAAUUGUAGAUGUAGAUUUGGCACUAUCCGCUUGGGCUAAUGCUCGAAAAUAUUACGACUUGAAGCGCUACGCAGCGAAAAAGGAGCAGAAAACUAUUGACGCGUCACAAAAAGCCUUAAAAUCAGCUGAAAGAAAGACGCAGCAAACGUUGAAAGAAGUUCGUAUAAUAUCGACGAUAUCAAAAGCCAGAAAAGUAUAUUGGUUCGAAAAGUUUUAUUGGUUUAUUAGUUCUGAAAAUUACUUAGUUAUUGGCGGUAGAGACGCACAACAAAAUGAAUUGAUUGUGAAACGUUACAUGCGAGCAUCCGACAUCUAUGUACAUGCCGAAAUUCAAGGAGCUUCGAGUGUGGUUAUACGAAACCCCAGCGCAGGUGAGAUACCACCCAAGACAUUACUAGAAGCAGGCACCAUGGCUAUAUCAUACAGUGUGGCUUGGGAUGCCAAAGUUGUGACAAAUGCGUACUGGGUGCGCAGCGAUCAAGUCACCAAGACAGCACCUUCCGGUGAAUACCUGGGUACGGGUAGUUUCAUGAUACGCGGCAAAAAGAACUUCUUACCAUCGUGCCACUUGAUAAUGGGCCUGAGCUUACUAUUCAAGUUAGAAGAUAGUUUUGUAGAAAGGCAUCGUGGUGAGCGAAAGCUGCGCACCUUUGAGGAAGAGCAGCAGGAAUUGGAAGAGCAAGAACAACGAAUGAAUCAGUUGGGAAUAAAAGGCGAUGUGGAAAUAGAUCUAGAAGGUGAUGACCCCCUAGAUGAAGAUGCCGAGGCAGAAGAAACCGCCAAGCAGGGACCGAGCAUCCAACAACUGGAGAAAGUAAAUGAAGAGAAUGAAGAGUUGGAUGUCUCGGACAACUUAACUAACUUCCCAGAUACGCAAGUAAAAAUUGAACACGAUACAGGGCGGAUUACCAUACGAAGUGACUCACUGGUAGACACAUCUCCUAACGUAGUACACCAAAAGCUUGCAACUUCAGUCAAAGUAGAUAUAAAUGAGGACGAAGAAGCAACCAUCAUACCAGCUGCACCGGCCCGGAAAAAGCAGCAGCAAAAUGCCAAAAAAAGGAAAGAGGAGAAAGAGAAAAAAACGCAGCAGGAAUUAAGGCAACAGCAACAAAAUGCGGCUGAAAAAGAAGAAAAGAAUGCUUCGCAAAUAAAACGCGGACAGCGGGGUAAGCUUAAGAAGAUGAAAACUAAAUACAAGGACCAGGAUGAUGAAGAGCGUGAGCUGCGCAUGAUGAUCUUGAAGUCAGCGGGCAAGGAUAAAAUAAGUGCAGCCGAUAAGAAGAUAGAGGAGGAAAUAAAAACGCAAGUUUCUCACAAAGAAAAGAAGAAUUAUGAGAGAAAAGAGGAGCCGUUCCAGUUGGGCGGUGAUAUGGAUGAAGGUGAUGAUAUGCUAUCUGGUGCUGAUGUGGCCAUGUUAGAUUCACUUACUGGACAGCCAUUGGAAGGCGAUGAACUAUUGUUCGUUAUACCAGUUGUAGCGCCUUACCAGGCACUGCAAAAUUACAAGUUUCGUGUUAAGUUGACGCCAGGCACUGGUAAGCGUGGGCGUGCUGCCAAGACAGCGCUAACCAUGUUUUCCAAGGACAAAAGCUGCGGUCCACGAGAGAGGGAUUUACUCAAGAGCAUCAAAGAAGAAGCGCUGGCUAGAAAUAUACCAGGAAAGGUGAAGCUUUCGGCACCCCAGCUGCAAAAGUUCAAGAAGUAAAAAUGGAUGGCUUCCAAAUAAUCUUAGAGCCUUCGCGAUUACGUCUGUGUACAUUACCUAUACAAUGAAAAAAAAAAAA
Rhagoletis zephyria (snowberry fruit fly) is the source of this 2691-nucleotide messenger RNA. RefSeq names its product Nuclear export mediator factor NEMF homolog Clbn (gene Clbn). Gene Ontology annotation, biological process: rescue of stalled cytosolic ribosome; ribosome-associated ubiquitin-dependent protein catabolic process. NCBI's taxonomy places the organism in Eukaryota, Metazoa, Arthropoda, Insecta, Diptera, Tephritidae. Gene Ontology annotation, cellular component: RQC complex. The record is from RefSeq and is a predicted model, not a curated record. Gene Ontology annotation, molecular function: ribosomal large subunit binding; tRNA binding.